UAGGCUUAAUUUUUCACAGCUUUUGUGGCAUGUUGUAAUGGACCGCGGUAGAAGUCCCAAUAAAUUCAUGAGGCUGCAUGAGUGAUUGGUUCCGCCUCCAGCCGGACUCGACCUUCUUCUCCGGCUGAGGAAUGGAUGUUGUCGGCGGAACUACGGCGGUUCCAGAGCAGCAGCAGCUGGCGCCGCCUCCCCCAAAGGCAGAGCGGCUGAACUCCGCAGUACAACAGCAGCUUAAUCUCGAGUCCGUAAAGUCCCGUGCCCUAGGUCUCAGUAAGGCCAUCUCCCGAAUCCUCGAGGACUUAAACGCCAUCGCUCUUACCAACGCUACUCCGAAAUGGCAAGAUAUACUAGGGCAAUUUUCAAUGGUAAAUAUGGAGCUUUUCAACGUUGUGGAGGAAAUAAAGAAAGUCUCGAAGGCAUUUGUUGUGCAUCCAAAGAAUGUGAAUGGGGAGAAUGCCCUGAUACUUCCUAUCAUGUUAUCAUCAAAGUUAUUGCCAGAAAUGGAAGAUGAAGAUAAUGCCAAAAGGGAGCAGUUAUUGUCGGGGAUGGGAAAUCUUCCAAUUCCAGCACAAAUGGAGAAAUUGAAGGCUAGAAUUGAUAUGAUUAGUGCAGCAUGUGAAACUGCUGAAAAAGUCAUAUCUGAUGCUCGGAAAGCUUAUGGACUAGGUUCUCGUCAAGGGCCUACCUUAGUCCCUACAUUGGACAAAGUGCAAGCAGCCAAAAUUCAAGAACAGGAAAAGCAGUUAAGAGCUGCUGUAAAUUCUGGCGAAGGACUUAGAAUAACUGGGGAUCAAAGGCAUCUUCCAUCUUCUCUUCCUCCUCACUUGGUCGAUGUGCUCGCCUCCGGUGAUGGUGCACAUAAUUUUGGUGAAGCUGGUGUAUUUCCCAAGGGCACCCCUGCAUUCUCAUCCAACACUGUUAAUCCUCAGGGAGGUUUGAUGCAGACUACUGGAGGGCAGAUGAUUGGAAGAUCUGUUCCAUCACCUUCUGGUGUUUCUGGGGCUACUUCCUUUGACAAUGCUUCAACUCCUCUGCCAUAUGCCAAUUCACCUAGAUCUGGUGGAAACAUUAUGAAUACACCUUCACCACAACAACAGACACAGCAGCAGCAGCAGCAGCAGCAACAGCAGCAGCAGAGACAGAAAAUGAUGCAAAUACCACAACAUCAGCAGCAACUUCUUGCUCAACAACAGCUCAGGCAACCUUCUAGUGCAGCAAUACUGGGACAGGGUACUAUGUCUCAGUUACAUGAUUUACAGGGACAAGGCCAGCAGAAGUUUCAACCGGUGCCUGGACAACAUCAAAUGCAGUAUCCUCAAACUUUGUCCCAGCAACAGUUUCAAAACAGACAACUUCAAUCUACACAUAUUCAACAUAACAUCGCACAAAACCAGAUAACCCAAGGAGGCCAACUAAGAAACCAGUUGAACCAAUAUACUGGGUCUGCAAAUAGUGCCUUGUUCAAUGCUGCUCAGACAUCUCCAAAUUCUCAAUUGAUCACUAAUAUGUCAGCUACAAUGCAACCACAGUCAAUUUUGCCGCGAAUGCAGAUUGGUUUAUCUGGUGGGCAUCCUCAAAGAAAUCUUCAAUCUCAAAUUAUGAAUGAUCAAAUGUUUGGCAUGGGUGCCUCGAAUGCAGGCAGUAUGGUGGGAAUGCAGGCUCAGCAGCAGCAUGGCGCGCAGGGUGGAUUUGGAAACAUUUCUUCAAAUUCACCGAACAUGCAGCCAUCCAUGACUGGCCUUCCAAAUAAUCCUAACUUUCAGCAACAGAGGCAGCAAAACCCACAGUAAAUGAAGAUUUCUCCUGUAGAAAACAAAAAAAUACAGGAGAUUAGUUCCACCCAUAAAGUUAAACAUUGUGUUUACUAAUUGGCAUUUUGCUUAGGUACUUGAAAUUAUGCCUCAAUUUGGGAUAUUUAUUUAUUUAUUUAUUAUUUUCUUUUUGUAUUUAUUUUGAAGCUUUAUUUGAAUGAUUCUUGAGAAUAAUGUUAAGCUUAAGCUUUAUUUCUAAUUAUGCCGAGCUUGGAUGGCCAUUCUUAUUUCUUCUUUCAGGCUGGCGAGCUUGGAUGUUGCAUCUGUAACUGAUAUUUGGUUGGCAAUUUAAACCUUUGAGUUUGCAA
Phalaenopsis equestris is the source of this 2119-nucleotide messenger RNA. Its product is annotated as mediator of RNA polymerase II transcription subunit 8. Gene Ontology annotation, cellular component: mediator complex. Lineage: Eukaryota; Viridiplantae; Streptophyta; Magnoliopsida; Asparagales; Orchidaceae. The record is from RefSeq and is a predicted model, not a curated record. The transcript is spliced from 12 exons. The coding region runs from base 132 to 1790 and encodes 552 amino acids.